Messenger RNA from Phyllopteryx taeniolatus (common seadragon), 3941 nucleotides. It is a transcript of the gene kdm2aa, whose product is annotated as lysine (K)-specific demethylase 2Aa. Gene Ontology annotation, molecular function: protein binding; DNA binding; transcription coregulator activity. The transcript is spliced from 24 exons. Lineage: Eukaryota; Metazoa; Chordata; Actinopteri; Syngnathiformes; Syngnathidae. Bases 549 to 3902 code for a protein of 1117 amino acids. The record is from RefSeq and is a predicted model, not a curated record. Gene Ontology annotation, biological process: regulation of transcription by RNA polymerase II; protein demethylation.
AGAUUUAACGUAUGAGUUCAUCCAAAGAGGUGGCCUGAGAGACCCAAUCAUCUUUGAGAAAAUUGAUGGACUCGGACUUAAGAUGCCUGAUCCAAGCUUCAGUGUUAGUGAUGUCAAGAUGUUUGUUGGCAUAGGUAUUAACACGAGGUAAUCCACCCCGGCGGAUCAUCGUGCCUACGUGGCCACCAUGUUGGGAAGGUCGUCAUUACCAUGAAGGCAACAAUGUUUUGUUGUAGUUUUGGCUUUGCAUACACAGGCGCCCACACAGCAAUAUCAGAAUUUGUACGUUUCACAUUUUAUUUAUUUUAUUGAUGUUCAUGCUCUGUUGAAAAAAAUCUGAAAAAUAUACUCACCUCUGGAGCAGAUAUUUAUUGCUACUCUUAUAUUUAAGCAACAUUUUUGCUCAACAGAUCAGCCAGUGUCGUAUUUGUUGCACUGGUCUUUUGUAUUUUUGCGUUGAGGUGCUGCGUGUCGUGACCCUGGUUUUGGUGCCAGCGGAACUGCGAAGCACACGUAACAUUGGCGACGAGCUGAUCUGUAGCAGACGUAUGAUUGAUGUCAUGGAUGUUAGCACUCAGAAGGGGACAGAGAUGUCCAUGGCCCAGUGGACACGGUACUAUGAGAGUUCUUCAUCUCAGCGAGAGAAGCUCUACAAUGUUAUCAGCCUGGAGUUCAGCCACACAAAGCUGGAAAACCUGGUCAAGAGACCUUCCACGCUUGAUCUUAUAGACUGGGUUGACAACAUGUGGCCCCGUCACCUGAAAGAGAGACAGCGAGACUCAACGAACUCAAUCAGUGAUAUGCAGUAUCCCAAAGUACAAAAGUACUGUCUGAUGAGUGUGGAGGGAUGCUACACAGACUUUCACAUAGACUUCGGAGGAACGUCUGUGUGGUAUCAUGUUCUAAGAGGAAGCAAGGUAUUCUGGCUGAUCCCUCCCACCGCUCAGAACUUAGAGCUAUAUGAACACUGGGUGCUGUCAGGAAAACAGGGAGAUAUUUUUCUUGGGGAUAGAGCUUCUGACUGCCAGAGGAUUGAACUUCGACAAGGAUGGACCUUCAUUAUACCAUCAGGUUGGAUUCAUGCAGUCUACACUCCUAUUGAUUCAAUUGUCUUUGGAGGAAACUUCCUUCACAGCUUUAACAUUCCAAUGCAACUUAACAUCUGUAAUAUAGAGGACCGCACGCGGGUUCCAGUGAAGUUCCGUCACCCAUUCUAUUAUGAGAUGUGCUGGUAUGUGUUGGAGCGCUAUAUCUUCAGUCUGACCAAGACCUCUUACCUUACACCAGAAUUUCAGAAAUUGUCUCUAGACAUUGAUCCAGCAUUUGAGGAUAUGGAGGAAGAAGAUAAGAGUGUCAGUGAAGAUGAUGUUUCAGAGCAGCUGUCUGACAAACCAGCAGUUCAAGUUAAUUUGACUCCAUUGGAGCUGGAGGGGCUGUGGAACUUGGUGGGCAAACUUGAGUCACUGCCAUCCAACAAGAAGUGUGUCCCAUCAGGCAUACACAAUUCCCUGGCACUCAUCACACACAUUAAGGCACUACUAAAGGAGCAUGCUAAUGACGAUCCCAAACAAUCCUACACCGGAAAACCGAUUGUUAGGUGGCCAAAGAGGCUCUUGAACUAUCAGCCACUACCACCACCACCACCACCUCCCCUUCAUCCUAAACUGGCUGCUGCUCCCGUCAUGCCACGACCACAGAAGCCAGCCUCUUCCAUGUCUGUCCUGAGAAGACGCAGGGUCAGGUGUAAGCGCUGUGAGGCAUGUAUGAGAGCUGAAUGUGGAGAUUGUAAUUUCUGCCGAGACAUGAAAAAGUUUGGAGGACCUGGAAAGCUCAAGCAAACCUGUGUCCUGCGCCAGUGUCUCUCACCAGGACUUCCGCUGUCUGCUGUUUGUGAAAUAUGCAAGGAGCCUAACCAAGAUGAAACUGGAGAUGGCUUCUUUACUCUGAUGGAAUGUUCCAAUUGUGCACAGAUAGUCCACCCUGCUUGCCUCACGGUUCGAGGUGAAGGAGUUAUCAACAAAGACCUUCCAAGCUGUUGGGAAUGUCCAAAAUGUGUUCAAGGGAUCACUGAGUCGGAGAAGCGGAAAUGUUCCUCUCUGCUGGAUGCUCGCAUGGCUAAGAUAUUUCGACAGCAGAGGCAUAGUCGUGAUGGAAUUGACUCCAGCGAUGACGACGAGGAUGAAGCCACACAGAGAAAAAGGGUAAGAAUACAACGAGGAGGAUGCCACUCUUCCCGGAGGGGAUUUCGUACCAACAGGAGAGGACUUCUCAAAGGAGGAUCGACCCACAGAGGAAGCAGUGAGGGUCCUGUGACUCCUGGUACUCAUUCCAUCCUCAAGGUCAAGGCUGGUAGGAGGAGAGGGGUGAGAUUAAGGGGUGGUUCAAGGAUGCAGCAAAGAGGCGCUUCUACUGAGGAAUCUGAUGGUGAUGAAGAGGAAGAUGAUGACAGUGGAAACGGAGACCAAGAUCAGCAUCCUCACCAGUAUAAUAGGAGGUCCAGGACUGAUGAUGAUGAAGAUGAGGACAGUGAAAAACAUGAGUUUGACCCAGAGGAUGAGGACAUGGAACUAGAAGAUGAAGAGCAGGAAGGACCCUGGGAUUCUGACCCAGAACCUCCAGUGCUCUUGAUGUCGGAUCUGAAUGAUGACAUACUUUGCGGCUCCUACCUGACUGUGACUCUACAACAUCCCACCAAGACCAAUAAACAAUCUGUCAUCCCGACUGCUGGUGAGGCUAAUGGAGGAGCUAGCUUGCAUAGCCCUACUCCUGCCGCAGCUGUUUUGUCUAUAGUUCCGAAAAUGGAAGCUGCCAUGGGUUUUAGGACACCUCCAGUAAAUCCAUGUGGUCAACCAAACUUCAACCGAAAGACCACUUUUUCCAAACCUUUGCGGUUCAAGAGCGAUGACAACACACGGGAUGGCCACAUUCCACAAGGACCAGGAAGGCCAAGUCUUCGUGGCAACUGUGUCAUCCGGGGCACUAUCGAUCAGUCUGUGUCCACAGAGGAAAGGGAACCCGCUACUUCCUCUGUCCCUCCAACACUGUCACUUCCAUCCCUGCUGUGCCUAUCAUCUUUUCAGGAUGUGGAUGAGAGUGGAGGAGAGAAGGAAGUGUGGGUGUCUGUUUUCAGAUACCUAAACAGAGCUGAGCUGCUCAACUGCAUGACUGUCUGCAAGGCCUGGUAUAAGUGGAGCUUUGAUAAGCAUCUAUGGAGCCAUCUGGAUAUGAGUCGAUUCAAUCAACUUAGUAACCAGGCGUUGGCAGGUAUCAUAAAACAUCAGCCCACUUCUUUGGACCUCUCAUGGACACCCCUGGCCAAAAGGCAGCUCAUCUGUCUUCUAACCAGGCUUCCAGGUCUUCGAGAGUUAAGGGUUGCUGGCCUCUCCUGGUCAUGCCUAUCAGCAUUGGUCUCCCCUGCUCUUCCCUAUCUUCGACUACUGGAUCUGCGCUGGUGUGACGGCAUUAAAGAUACCCAAUUUAAAGAACUCCUCACCCAACAUGGCUCAGAGUCUUCUCGCUGCAGACUAAAGAACAUCGAGACACUGCACCUGUCUGGUCUGGAUAUAAAUGAAUCCACUCUAAGACUUAUGCAGCAUCAUAUGCCACACUUGGAGAAGCUGGACCUGGCUCACUGCAAGAACAUUACAGAUUCUUCCAUAGCUUUGCUGGCAGCAGGCGGGACACGCACUCGCAGCAACCUCAAUGAACUCAUUCUAGCAGGUUGUUACCAGCUGAGCGAUGGGUGCAUGUCCUACCUGAAGCGCAUAUCCUCUUUGACUCUUCUGGAUAUAAGAGGCUGCAAAAACAUCAGUAUACAAGCCUGCAACGCCUUCAUCUCCGACCUGUCACACGUCGCUGUGUACUGUAUGAUGGAGGAGAAGGUCAUCCAAUGUCUGUACUAAGAGGUUGUCGCUUGGUCGAAAUAAAAAUGAUCCAAAAUA